This is a messenger RNA of Talaromyces proteolyticus, 1248 nucleotides long. RefSeq lists its product as uncharacterized. Gene Ontology annotation, biological process: chromate transport. NCBI's taxonomy places the organism in Eukaryota, Fungi, Ascomycota, Eurotiomycetes, Eurotiales, Trichocomaceae. The transcript is spliced from 9 exons. The record is from RefSeq and is a predicted model, not a curated record. Gene Ontology annotation, molecular function: chromate transmembrane transporter activity. The coding region runs from base 1 to 1248 and encodes 415 amino acids.
AUGAUCGACGGAUCGACAUUCUCUUCCCACAUAUCUGCACUAAGAUCUCUCAUCCAUGGUAGACGGCUAAGACUUAACCGCGGGAAUGACGGCCAAAUAUCACUUUCCGACAAUUUAAGCGAUGUUUCCUUUCGCGCCUGGGAUAUUGGCUUCACGGCCUUCAGCGGCAGAUAUCAGGAACUGUUUGCGAUAUGUCAGGCUCUACCGGGACCAGGCAGCACAAAAAUGCUUUUCUGUCUAAUUUUAUCGCGUGCUGGCUUCAUACUCGUAGUGGCAGUGUUUUAUAUGGAGGUAAAGCGCAUCUCCCUGAUGAGUCUUCCCGGAGCAAGAGGAAUGUAUACCUUGUCCUUUGGUGUUCAACAUAUCAGCGAUAUCCUUCUGUCUCCAGUUUAUAGUCUUCUGUUCGGAUUUAAUUCUUCGACUGUUGGCAUUAUCGCCCUUGCAGCUGUUCAGCUAGCAGAGAAAGCUAUUAGGGACAAGUUACCCCGUAUCCUUGCUAUUUUUGGCGCCUGCGCAGCAAUGUGCUAUAACACCCUAUGGUAUUUCCCGUUGCUUAUGGUAAUCGGCGGACUUGCAACAGUGAUCUGGGACGGUUGGAUGAGUCAAAGGAUUAGAAUAUUAAAGGCUAAGUUGAAGCAGAGGAGGUCGAUCUUGGAUUAUACAACGAAGAAAUGUGACUGUUGCAGAAAUCCGAGUCUUGAAAAUCCACAAACGCCACCAGAGCGCUCUUCGGACCAAGAUCAACAGCAGUAUCAACAUCAGGCUUCUUCCGAUCACGCAAUCCGAGUCCAAGUUGGUAUCGCUAUUGUUGUCCUCUUCUUUGCCUCCUAUAUUGGCGUACUUGUUGGCUGUAGCGUCAAGCUUACGCCUGCUCUUGCACUCGAUCUUUUCGCCAACACGUAUCUUGCGGGUACGAUCAUAUUUGGAGGGGGACCAAUUGUGAUUCCGCUACUUCGUUCAUACAUUUUAGGGCCUGAAUUGGUUUCAAGUCCCCAACUUCAAGUUCGCGGUGUACCUUGGUGCGCUUUCCUGCAAUCAAUUCCAUUUCCAACCAUUUUUGGUUCUUUACUAGGCUUCCUGGGUAUUUUGCUUCCAGGAAUUGCGUUAACAGUCGCUGUUCAGAGCUUUUGGCGAGCCUUAAGAAAUAAAUGGGUUAAUGAUCUCCUGAGGGGAGUAAAUGCUACAGCAGUUGGCCUAUAUCUCACUUCACAGGAUGCUUCUGGGCAGAGCCUAGGAAGAGAUCCGUGA